Molecule: messenger RNA, 168 nt
Organism: Cetraspora pellucida
Lineage: Eukaryota; Fungi; Glomeromycota; Glomeromycetes; Diversisporales; Gigasporaceae
Source: the annotation of a GenBank genome assembly
AUGUCAAUCCAAUUAAAUAAUCUAAAUCACAAUAUUGAUAUUGAAACUUCUGAAUUGGGUUAUUUUAUAGUGGCUGAAGGGUCUUAUCCACAUUAUUCUAUACUUUGUUAUACAUUAAUUCCUAAAGAAUAUCCAAUUCCUGAUAACUAUUCCAUAAAAACUACAUAG